Messenger RNA from Quercus robur (English oak), 726 nucleotides. RefSeq lists its product as uncharacterized. The record is from RefSeq and is a predicted model, not a curated record. The coding region runs from base 1 to 726 and encodes 241 amino acids. NCBI's taxonomy places the organism in Eukaryota, Viridiplantae, Streptophyta, Magnoliopsida, Fagales, Fagaceae. The transcript has a single exon.
AUGCUUAAAUCACUUAACAAGAAGCUCUGCCUCCUCUGCUCUCGCCUUCGCUGGCCCAGUCACCGCCGCUCCAAGCCUAAAAUUAUCAUCGAAAGGUUUGGAAAAAAUAGCUCCAAAUUUCAAGAUGAUGCCAACAGUGAAGUGAGCAUUAAUGGGUCGGCUGCAGUUCAUCCAAAUGGCGAAUUGGGUAGUCUAAAAUCGGAAAAGCCUAUACGGAUAGCUACAUUCAAUGCUGCCCUCUUUUCCAUGGCACCAGCAAUUCCUGAGGCUGAGAAGAGAACAAGUUUUGAAAUUGGAAAUGGAGAUAUAAUGAAUUUUAGGAGGUCAAUGGACUUGAAUUUACGUGCAAAGUCUGUGAAUGAUCGGCCAAAAAGUAUUCUAAAGCAGUCUCCCCUGCAUCCAAAUUCCAUGAAUGGUACAAACAAUCUUUCAACGCAACAGAAGUAUGUGAAGUCCAAGUUAUGGGUGUCGAUAAACUUACCUGAUAAUGAGAUUUCGUUGUUACGGAAUAGACAGUUGAGCUUUGAUGAAAGAGAAGGUUCUUCUUCUUUUUCUGCUUCAAGUAGUACAAUAAGUAGAGUUUUGAAAGGGAAGGCUCCCCUAAGAUCCAAUUCAAGCUUGCCUAUAAUAAGUAUGCUAAAUGGUAUAGUUGGCGAGACCUAUAAAAGCAGCAGGACUGUGCUUGACUUAGUGCUAAACUUGUAUCAGGCUCAAAAGUCGAUAUGA